UGGGGAUGAAGUUGGUAGCCCGAAGCCAAGGCAACGGCCUCUCCUCUCCAUCCCGUCAUCUCACCAAUAAAGUAACCUAAUCGAGCAUACAUCGAAGCCUCCUCACCCUUCCACCGCAAUUACAUCCACGCCCCUCCUCUAGGUCCGGUAGAAAGGAAAGUGAUAGCGAAAGAGACAUCCCAAUCCCUGGCGGUGGCAGCACCACUACAAAAGUGUUGUUUUCCUCUCUCUUCUCUCCUCAGUCCUCACUCUUUUCUCUUUCGGAAGAGUGAAAGAAGAAAAUGGGGGACAAGAAGAAGCUCCAGUUCUUCCAACACCUACUAUUACCACCUCUCCUUUGUCUGUUUUUCUUUGAGCACUCUUUAGAGGUGGAAGCCUCUUGGUCAUCGUUGGACGGAGACUUGAGCACGCUGCUGGCCUUCCGCGCCCUGUCGGACCCGGCUCAGAAGCUGGCGAGCUGGAACCGGUCGGAACCGGCCCCGUGCUCGACGUGGCUGGGCAUCUCUUGCGCCCAGGGCCGCGUCACCCGCCUCGUCCUCGAGGGACUCUCCCUCUCCAGCCCCGACGCCCUCCAAGCCCUCACCCGCCUAGACCAGCUCCGCGUUCUCAGCCUCAAGUCCAACCUCCUCUCCGGCACCAUCCCCGACCUCUCCCCACUCCCCGCCCUCAAACUCCUCUUCCUUUCGCACAACAACCUCUCCGGCGCCAUCCCACACUCCAUUUCGUCUCUCUCCCGCCUUUACCGCCUCGAUCUCUCUCACAACAACCUUUCCGGCUCCGUGCCGGCCUCGCUGAACCGGCUCUCCCGUCUCCUCACCCUCCGCCUCGACUCCAACCGCCUAUCCGGCCCCAUCUCCGGCCUCGCCCUCCCCAACCUCCAGGACUUAAAUGUCUCCUCCAAUAUGCUUUCCGGCGCCAUCCCACCUUCUGCGACCUCCUUCCCCGCCGCCGCAUUUGCCGGGAACCCGGCCCUCUGCGGCGCCCCGCUUGCCAGCUGCCGCGACGCCGUCAGCGAUCCCAGCCGUCCCACCGACAACAGCUCCGCCGCCGCCCCCGUCCCCCCCGCCGCCGCCGUCGUCGCUUCCUCCCCCUCCUCCAAGCCGGUGGUCGCUCCCCCUGGCGAGCGCCGCCGCCCAACCCCCGGCGGCAUGAGCCGGGUCGCCGUGGUUGCCAUCGUGGUCGGGGACUUCGCCGUGCUGGUCAUCGUCUCCGGGCUUUUGUUUUGUUACUUCUGGCGGAAGUUCGCUCGGAAGAACCCGUCCCGGCUUCACGAGGGGGAGAAGAUUGUCUACUCCUCCAGCCCCUACGCCUCCCAGGGAGGCGGCGCCACCGGCGCUGCUGGCGGUGGGUUCGAGCGGGCGAGGAUGGUGUUCUUGGACGACGCCAAGCGGUUCGAGCUGGAGGACUUGCUCCGGGCUUCGGCGGAGAUGCUGGGGAAGGGCGGUUACGGGACCGCGUACAAGGCCGUCCUCGACGACGGCAGCGUCGUCGCCGUCAAGCGCCUCCGCGACGUCCAGGUCGCCGGAAAGCGCGAGUUCGAGCACCACAUGGAGGCCCUCGGCCGGUUGCGCCACCCCAACCUUGUCCCUCUCAAAGCCUACUACUCCGCCCGCGACGAGAAGCUCCUCGUCUACGAGUACAUGCCCAACGGCAGCCUCUACUCUCUCCUCCACGGAAAUCGAGGACCGGGGCGGACGCCGUUGGAUUGGACGACGAGGAUGAGGAUCGCGGCGGGGGCGGCGAGGGGGCUGGCGUUCAUCCACCACGCGAGCAAGGCGCCGAAGCUGGCCCACGGGAACGUCAAGUCUACCAACAUCCUCAUCGACAAGACCGGCAACGCGCGGCUCGCCGACUUCGGGCUGGCCCUCCUGGGCCCCGCGGCGGCCGCGCGGUACGGCGGGUACCGCGCCCCGGAGGCGCCGGCGGACGGGCGGCGACCCUGGUCGUCGCAGCGGGCGGACAUGUACGCCUUCGGCGUGGUGCUGCUGGAGCUCCUCACCGGGAAGCCGGCGGCCGACGGCGGCGGCGGAGUGAUAGACUUACCGCGGUGGGUGCAGUCGGUGGUGAGGGAGGAGUGGACGGCAGAGGUGUUCGACCUGGAGCUGAUGCGGUACAAGGGGAUCGAGGAGGAGAUGGUGGGGAUGCUCCAGAUCGCGAUGGGGUGCACCGCGACGUCGCCCGAUCAGCGACCCAGGAUCGGCCACGUAGUCAAGAUGAUCGAGGAGAUCCGCGGAGAAUUCUCCCCCUCGCUCGAGUCCUUCGACUCGAUGUCCGACUCGCCCUCCGCUUCGGAGGACGCCAGCGCCACCACCGCCGGCGUUGCCAGCCAGUAGGGCUAAUUUUCUAUUUUUAUGUAAAAGAAUGAUAGAUUUCUGUGAGCCGUUGGAUUUGAGAUGGAGGAUGUAAAGUGUGUUGUUUACUUUUGCUUUUUGGUUUUACUCUGUUGUGUCGUGUCGUUUGUUUUUGUGAACAUUGUAAUGAAACGGAUUUGGAUAACAUCCAAAGUGGUUAAUA
This is a messenger RNA of Phoenix dactylifera (date palm), 2514 nucleotides long. Its product is annotated as putative leucine-rich repeat receptor-like protein kinase At1g68400. The record is from RefSeq and is a predicted model, not a curated record. Gene Ontology annotation, molecular function: protein kinase activity; ATP binding; protein binding. Gene Ontology annotation, biological process: protein phosphorylation. Lineage: Eukaryota; Viridiplantae; Streptophyta; Magnoliopsida; Arecales; Arecaceae.